AUAUGAACUCUGGUUAUAAAUAUGUAAAAUUAUCAAGGUACAUCAGUUCUAUAGCAAUGAUCAGCAUAUUGUCAGCUAAAGAGCCCAUCAACUCAUUUCUUCAUUUACUGUAUAUAUUUGACAGCAAAACAUGGCUUAUAUUUAUCGGACUUUAUCUCAUUAUUUCAUGUCUGAUGGCAUUCAUUGAGUUCAAUGUUCGGUCGUUUAUCUAUUACUUCGGAGUAGUGUUUGGCCAACAAACGGGUCUUUUGAAGAGACAGUUGAGGUGUUCAAUUGUAUCGCUCGUAUGGCUGACUGGUUCUAUGAUAAUGAUGUACAGCUAUUCAGGAGUUUUGUUGACUUUUCUGGUUUUCCGUACUCCUUAUGAAGUCAUCGACAGCAUUGAAGACUUGGCAAACAAAGCAAACAUUGGAUUGACUGUCUUUGAUGACGAACCGGCAUUGGAUUAUGUUAUGGAUGUAAAUGAACCUUAUUAUCGACAGUUUGUCGGUCGAGUCAAUAUUUCAAAGACAGAAUUUGUUCCCUAUCUGAAAGUGGUAUAUACGAGUCAUGGGUAACCCAAACAUUGGACCUAAACAAUGAUGCCCUACGAUAUGGUCUUAUUGAUGCAGAUAACCAACGUUAUCUAUAUAAACCAAUUAA
Messenger RNA from Oppia nitens, 642 nucleotides. RefSeq lists its product as uncharacterized. Gene Ontology annotation, cellular component: membrane. Bases 3 to 557 code for a protein of 184 amino acids. The transcript has 2 exons. Lineage: Eukaryota; Metazoa; Arthropoda; Arachnida; Sarcoptiformes; Oppiidae. The record is from RefSeq and is a predicted model, not a curated record. Gene Ontology annotation, molecular function: ligand-gated monoatomic ion channel activity.